Puntigrus tetrazona (Sumatra barb) is the source of this 4126-nucleotide messenger RNA. Its product is annotated as RNA-binding protein MEX3B. The transcript has 3 exons. The record is from RefSeq and is a predicted model, not a curated record. Bases 197 to 2152 code for a protein of 651 amino acids. Gene Ontology annotation, molecular function: RNA binding. NCBI's taxonomy places the organism in Eukaryota, Metazoa, Chordata, Actinopteri, Cypriniformes, Cyprinidae.
GAGAGAGAGAGAGGCGCGUGCGUCUGCACACAGACAGACAAAGACGGCGGAACGAACGGGAGAAAGCGCUGUAACACCUCUCUAUCGUUCCACGCGUGAAAACGGCCAGAAAAGCAAUGAGCAGACCGCGCGAGUGAGCGGCGCCGAGGCGGGACGCGUGAUCCGAGCGCGCGCCGGGGGUCGAUUUUGACCGCGAAUGCUUUUAAAACGAGCCUCUUUCUCCAACGCCCCCCAACGAUUAGCAGCUCCGCUAGCGGCUAGCCAUCAGCACCAGCUCCCUCAUCCUCCGCCAAACACCCGACGCGAGCGGGACGGCAGCACGCGAGGAAGCACGCUUGGUUCGUUGUCUGAUGCGCACGCGGGGACGACUAUGCCUAGCCCGUUGUUUCACCCUGACAUCAUGGAUCACGAGAUGGUAGUGAGCAGCACCGGCCAGUCCGGCGGGGUCACCGAGCAGGAGCCCCGGGACGAGGACCAUCAGGAGGCGCUGCGCUUCGCUCUGGAUCAGCUGUCGCUCAUGGCCAUGGAGAAGGUGGACUGUCUGGACGGGAGCUCGGCCGGGGAGAACUGCAACGGGGGAGGCGGGUACGUCGACCUGCAGAUGCUCGAGCACGCCAACGGCUCCCGGGAGUCCCCCGGCUCCUGCUCGCCCUCUCCGGAGUACUACGGCUCGGGAGGCGGCGGCGGCGGAGGGUACCACCACAUGGCCGGCCCGCACUCCUCCAUCCUCGGGGAGCAGAGCUCCGUGCUCCGCAAGAGGAGCGUCAACAUGACCGAGUGCGUGCCGGUGCCCACGUCAGAGCAUGUGGCCGAGAUCGUCGGCAGACAGGGUUGCAAGAUCAAAGCACUUCGUGCGAAAACUAACACGUACAUCAAAACCCCCGUGAGAGGAGAAGAGCCCGUGUUCAUCGUGACGGGCCGCCGCGAGGACGUGGAAAUGGCCAAACGCGAGAUCGUCUCGGCGGCCGAGCACUUCUCCAUGAUCCGCGCCUCGCGCUGCAAAGCCGGCGCGAACGGCCCCGGAUCGAGCGGCUCCCUCCCCGGCCCCCCCAACCUCCCGGGGCAGACCACCAUCCAGGUGCGCGUCCCCUACCGCGUCGUGGGCCUCGUCGUGGGGCCCAAAGGAGCCACGAUCAAACGCAUCCAGCAGCAGACGCACACGUACAUCGUGACGCCCAGCCGCGAGAAGGACCCCGUGUUCGAGGUCACCGGCAUGCCGGAGAACGUGGACCGCGCGCGAGAAGAGAUCGAAACGCACAUCACGCUUCGCACCGGCGCCUUCGUCGACCUCCAAGGCGAUAACGACUUCCACAGCAACGGGACCGAUGUGAGUUUAGAGGGACUCGGGUCGCUCGGUCUGGCCAGCGCGCUUUGGUCGCGCGCGACUCACUCGGCGCCGCCCCCGCCGCCGCCGCCUCCUCCUCCGCCGCAGAUGCACCAUUCGUCGCGCAAAAUGUCGUCCGAAUCGUUCUCCGCGAGCCGCCGGCCGACGGACGGCGGAGGAAGCCCGACCAGCCCGUUCAGCACGAGCAGCGCCGGAGGGAGCUUCUCAUUCGCGGGCGACUCGACUCCGAACUUGCCGGCGUCGGCGUCCGAGGAUUUGGGUUUCGAAUUCAGCGCCGCCAAUAUCUGGGCUCCGUUCGCGAACGGCGCCAAGCAGCAGACGCAGGCGGUCCGGCGCAACAGCAGCGGGCUCAGCGGAGGAGCCGUGACCCCGCGCCUUUCCCCGGACCCGGACCACCCGCUCGCCCGCCGGGCCCAGAGCGACCCGCUCAGCACGCUCUCCUGGCUCCAGACGGGCGCCGGAAGCUCGUUCUCGGGCCGGAGCAGCAGCAGCGGCGGGAGCAGCACCGGGUACUCGUCCUGCUCGGCGUCGUCGCUCCCCGGCGGCUCGCCCACGGAUUCGGAAGGCGGCGGGAGCGGAGCGGGGAUCGCGUCCACCAUGUUGGGGCGCCUCAAAGCCGGCGGCCUGGCUGGGAUGGUGUCGCGGGAUUGUUUCGUGUGCUGCGAGAGCGAGGUGACCGCGGCGCUCGUCCCGUGCGGCCACAACCUCUUCUGCAUGGAUUGCGCCGGGCAGAUCUGCCAGUCGCAGGAUCCCGAGUGUCCCGUUUGCCACACUCCCGCCACGCAGUGCAUCCGGAUCUUCUCUUAAACGCAGACUGCCUUGAGUAACUAUUAGAUAUGACACUAUUCCCAAUUGACAGUAAUAAUAAUAAUAACAAUAACAACGACAGUGACUUAAUUACCCACUCAAGUACUUGUCGGACUGCGUCUUAUCUUUAGCUGUUCAUGUUCGGUGGGUUGUUUUUUUUUUUUUUUCCAUUCAUGCUUCCGACUUUUUCUACUCGCAGAUUUUUCGACUUUUACGCUGCACUUUUUUCUAACGCACCCCGUGUUUGCCGAUGCAGUCGUUUUUAAAUUAUUGUUUUCUUUUAAAAACAAAAAAACAAAAAAAAAAAAACGAACGCGAAAGCUGCGCUCGUUUAGACCAAAACACGAGAGAUAUUCCCGUUUUUUAUUAUCGAACGCUUAAUAUUUAUACGCGCCGCGAGGCCGUGCUAGUGGACGUAGGAUCAGAGAUAGCUAGAAUAGUUCAUGUUACGAAUAUCGUUACCGUGCAUUUUCUCGUUUCGCCACACUACCUUAAAACGCUCACGUGUCGGUUCGUUCCCGCACUCCAGAAACAGGGUCGCUAGUAUUUAACGUGUUUUUUUAAAUCUGUUACGACUUUUUUCGAAUCGGGAACGCAUGACGAAUCGUCUUUCGAAUGUCCUAGUCGUGAAUGUCCCGGAAAUGUCUUUCGCUCGGAGUUCUGCGUCCGUCUUCCGGCCGUCGCGAGAGCGUUUCGUUUACGAUCCCCCCCCCCCCCAGACGAGUUUUAACGCGACAAGCCAUGCUUUCACACUUCAAAGGGCUUCCGGUUACACACUACACUUUCAGGUCGUCCUGACAAACGGGAUGCUAGUCCGCGUGGCAGCUAAAUCACCAGGGCUUCCGUACGUUUUAGCGACGCGCGAACGCGAGGGAGAAUGCGUUUCGGUUUGUACAGGUUUCUUUUAGAUGCGCUCUUAGAGGCUUUUCUUUCGCCGUGUCGGAUGUGUAUCGAGCUAACGGUGCCUUGGUGGUGAAAACUCGCCGCCGGGAACGAAGAUUGUGACGUAACUUCCCUCCGCUCUUCCGGUUUUAGUGAUUUGUACAGAAGAGAGCCGUGUCGAAUCUGAGCCGCUCGUUUUCUUCUUGUUGUUUAAAAAAAAAAAGAAGCAGCGCAGCUGGUUGAAAGGUACAAGAAGCUAGUCGUUUUAUCGGUUGCGUGCGCGUAUGUGACGUUUUUUGGUAUCGGCGAUGAAGGUCACGUGACUUAGUGAAGAAUUGGCCUGAAGUCGAACGGUUUCCUUUUUCGUUAUUUUUAUUUUAUUUUUUUCCUCGAACAGGGUUCGCUGGGGACGAUCUCAGGCGGGGUGUUUUUUUUUUUUUUUGCAUCGGAACGACGUCAGACGCUGUUUUCCCAUGAUUCAUUGGGGCCCUAAACCCGCUCCGCUUUUACUUUCCGCUUCGAUUCGUUUUCGUACGCAGAACCAAAAGCGAUUUCAAUAACCGGAUUUCAGGCCUAACUGUAAAUAUCCUGAACUACAAUCAUUGGGAUUCGUUUUCAGAAGGUUCAUGUAGUUUUUAAAACGCGUAUCAUUAUUUGUAAGUUAAACUCUCUGCAUGUCUUGAAGCCGUGAGGCGUUAGCUAAUACUUUUUCUAAAAAUGAAAAGACAAAAAAACUUUUUUUACACAUUUUUAUUUUUACAAUUUAUUUGCUUACCUUGACGUAAAUAUCCCAGAUUAUAAUGUGACCCUUUUAUUACAGCAAAUUUAUCUUUAUUUUCCAUAUUUCUGUUUCCUGUGUACAACAUAUAGGCAAUUUAUAACAAAAUGAGAAAAAAUUAUUGAAGAAAUUUAAAAUUGAAAUAUAUUUUAUUUGAAAGUUUAUGGACCUUUUAACCGUGAGCUGGAACAAUUGUAUACACGUAUAAUUUGAGCUGACUUGACGGUUAUAAGAAAUGUAUCAAGAGUUUUAUUUUUUAUGCUUCUUUAAUAAAAUCUUGUUUUUGUUUUCGUUUUUGUACUGUAAAACAAUAA